GUUCAUUUCUAGUUGUAUACCGAGACACCGUGCUGUCAAACGCUGAGAUUAGUAGAAUGAGCAACGAGAUUGGGAUGGACUGGGACGCCCUCGCGGCACUCAUGAAUAUUCCAUAUGGAAAGCGAGAUGAAAUUAGGAUGAAUGCCAGCCAGUAUCCAGAUAACACCGCUAAAGGCCAACAGAUACUCGCGUUCAUAAACGAAAGCCAAAAUUUUGAUCGGCAUACUCUCGAGAAAUGCGUGAAGGAGCUGGGAAGAGGCGAUGUAAAAAUCGAAAUCCAUCCUGAAGAUGAAUGUCAAGACGAAACCAUUGAUGGAACAGAACCUCCACAACCCCCUUGCGAAUUCCCCCCGUACGAGAACAUCACGUUGAAGAACACGCCCUCUCCCCACGUGAAUGUACAGAUUAAGUCGGCGUAUAUUGCUCUUCUGGGCACGUUUUGCUUGUCUUAUGGAUGUAGACAAACCAGAAAUAGAUAA
This is a messenger RNA of Dendronephthya gigantea, 479 nucleotides long. RefSeq lists its product as uncharacterized. The coding region runs from base 57 to 479 and encodes 140 amino acids. Gene Ontology annotation, molecular function: protein binding. Gene Ontology annotation, biological process: signal transduction. Lineage: Eukaryota; Metazoa; Cnidaria; Anthozoa; Malacalcyonacea; Nephtheidae. The transcript has 2 exons. The record is from RefSeq and is a predicted model, not a curated record.